CAUACAGACAUAGAACAGAUAAAGAUCAUAUAAUGAUUAUUAUAAACAUGUAGACAUAGAACAGAUAAAGAUCAUCCAAUGAUUAUUAAUAACCACAAACAUGACACUUUAAUGUUACAUUUAAUUGUAGUUAAAUGUAAUGAAAAUAGUAAGAACUAGCAGUACAACCUUUAAAUGGUGUGUGUGUGUGUGUGUUGCAGCUCUGCAGAUUCAGAACCAUCAGCGUAGACAGAAGCUGGACCUGGUCUUGUCUCACUCCUUCAACCAGUGGCAGGCCUGCCUGGAAGUUGGCAUCCAGCUGAACCAGCUGCUGGGCUUCCCCUUACCUGAGCCCCAGAUCUCCAGGUUGUGUGAGGGGACGGUGGUCCACCAGCUGGUCCACAGCAUGCAGUCUGGAGGAAAACUGUGGCCGUUUUUGGGGAACGAUCAUACGAGUGUGAAACUCUUUCAAACCUUUCGGGCCGUCGUCCAGAAGAAGGCGUCACUUCUGGACGACCUGACCGCUGACCUGCAGCAGCGGUUACUCCUGAACUAGGACGAGGAGGCUCAAGCCAGCUGCUCGGUCAGAGUUCAGGAGGAUCUGCGACUCAGCCUCCUCACCUGGAGCUUCUCGCUCUGUUU
Molecule: messenger RNA, 621 nt
Organism: Anarrhichthys ocellatus (wolf-eel)
Lineage: Eukaryota; Metazoa; Chordata; Actinopteri; Perciformes; Anarhichadidae
Product: protein asteroid homolog 1-like
Exons: 2
Coding region: 140-535 (131 amino acids)
Source: RefSeq, a predicted model, not a curated record